GAACCGGAGGGAGGAGUUUUAACGGUCAGGCGCUGUCUGAUGAAACAGACUGAAGGAUCUUCUCCUCGCGCUGCUGAAGCGGAUCAUUAUUAUUAUUAUUAUUAUUAUUAUUAUUAAUAAUUACAUCAACAUGGACCUGGACUCGAUGAAAUACUCUGAGCUGAGAAGCCUCGCCAAGGAGCUGGGCCUGAAAGCAAACGGGAAGGCUGAUAAACUCCUGAAAGCGAUAAAACAUCACUACGAUCAGGAGAAGCUGAAGGACCUGCAGGACCAGGAUCCUGUUGAAGAGGAGGAUAAAAACCAGGUGUGUGAGGAAACUGCUCAGGAUGUUUGUAACGUUGACAUGUUUGUAACAACACGUCGAGGGAAAGACAACACCAACAACAGAAAACUCAACGAUCCUGCAGCAGACUGUGACCUAAACAUCACCCCUGAG
Molecule: messenger RNA, 436 nt
Organism: Austrofundulus limnaeus
Lineage: Eukaryota; Metazoa; Chordata; Actinopteri; Cyprinodontiformes; Rivulidae
Product: nucleolar and spindle-associated protein 1
Biological process (GO): mitotic cytokinesis; mitotic chromosome condensation; establishment of mitotic spindle localization
Cellular component (GO): mitotic spindle; microtubule; nucleolus
Molecular function (GO): microtubule binding
Source: RefSeq, a predicted model, not a curated record